Dovyalis caffra is the source of this 237-nucleotide messenger RNA. The record is from the annotation of a GenBank genome assembly. Lineage: Eukaryota; Viridiplantae; Streptophyta; Magnoliopsida; Malpighiales; Salicaceae.
AUGGCAAUACCGUCAAGGAAGUCAUCGGAUCAUGAAGGGAAAGGCUCUUCCGUAGACCCAAAAAAGAGCUGCAGUCCUAUUCUCACCCAAACCCACCCAAUGCCUAAGCCGACCCAAGGACGCCCUCGCCACCCAACGCUGUCGCAACAAAAGAACGGUGAUUUCCUUGACAUCUCCUUGACAAGUAGUGUUUCAAGUAAGGGGAAAAAGAAAACAAUGGAAUAUCUAAAAUCAUGA